Messenger RNA from Scheffersomyces coipomensis, 1685 nucleotides. RefSeq lists its product as uncharacterized. The coding region runs from base 125 to 1639 and encodes 504 amino acids. The transcript has a single exon. Gene Ontology annotation, cellular component: mitochondrion. The record is from RefSeq and is a predicted model, not a curated record. Gene Ontology annotation, molecular function: homoserine O-acetyltransferase activity; L-serine O-acetyltransferase activity. NCBI's taxonomy places the organism in Eukaryota, Fungi, Ascomycota, Pichiomycetes, Serinales, Debaryomycetaceae. Gene Ontology annotation, biological process: L-homoserine metabolic process.
UGAAAUUGAUAAAUUUCUAAUAUAUGUGAAAUUAAGAUGAUUUAGUGAAAUAUAUUUACUAAUCCGUUUAAGAACCCCAUUCUUUUAUUAUUAUCAUAUUAAAUAGCUAAAGUCUACUGUUAAGAUGUUAGUUACUAAACGAAGCAUAUACAGUGUCAUAGCUAGAAGGUAUCCAAUCUAUUUAGUUUCCAAUGCUCAUCCCCGCUUAAUAAAGUUCAAAUCAACUGCAACUAUAUCUCCAAAUGCAAGUUCUAAUCCUCAAUUAGCUUUUCCUUGUCUUGAUAGAUUAGAGAAGAAGAAUGAGGAAUUAACCAAUUCAUAUGCAUGUUCUACUAAUGAUCCAAAUGUCAAUUCAUUGGAAGCUGGUCCAGAACCUUCAUAUUCUAAAGUUCAAACAGGAUUCAAAGUAUUUAAGUCACAAAAACCUAUAUUCUUUGAUAAUGGAGGAUAUUUACCUGAAUAUGAGUUAGCAUAUGAAACAUGGGGAGAACUCAAUGAAGCCAAAGAUAAUAUAAUCUUAGUCCAUACUGGUCUUUCAGCAUCAUCUCAUGCCAAAUCUCAACCUGAUAAUUCUAAACCUGGUUGGUGGGAAGGUUUCAUAGGUUCAGGAAAAUACUUGGAUACUGACAAAUAUUUCAUUAUUUGUACAAAUGUAAUUGGAGGGUGUUAUGGUUCCACGGGUCCAUCAUCUAAGGACCCAGCUGAUAAUAAUUAUUUUGGUACCAGGUUCCCAGUUAUAACUGUAAAUGAUAUGGUUAGAGCUCAACAUGAAUUAAUCAAAACUGUAUAUAAUGUAUCCAAAAUUCAUGCUUCAGUAGGUGCAUCAAUGGGUGGAAUGCAAUCAUUGGCUUAUGCUAUGGAAUUUCCUGAAGAAGUUGGUAAAAUUGUUUCUAUAAGUGGUUGUGCUAGAUCUCACCCAUAUUCAAUUGCAUUAAGACAUUGUCAAAGACAAGUAUUGAUGAGUGAUCCCAAUUGGAAAAGAGGCUUCUAUUAUGAUAGUGUCCCUCCUCAUGUUGGUAUGAAAUUAGCUAGAGAAAUUGCUACUGUGACAUAUCGUUCAGGUCCAGAAUGGGAGUAUAGAUUUGGUAGAAAUAGAGCGGAUGAUUCUAAACCACCUGCAUUCUGUCCUGAUUUCUUAGUUGAAACAUACUUGGAUCAUGCAGGUGAAAAAUUCUGUUUGGAAUAUGAUGCCAAUUCGUUAUUGUAUGUCCUGAAAGCUAUGGAUUUAUUUGAUUUGGGACAUAACGGCAGAACAAGAGCAGCAAAGAUAAGGCAGGAAACUGAGAAAAAGUAUAAUGAACAAAGAGAGCUUAGUGAAGAAUUCUCUGUACCUGAAGAACCUUAUAAAGAAACAGCAGAAUCUGCUACCACCACACCAGAGGAAUCUUUACAAGAUUUGAAACACGGUAUGGCAAAGAUUGCCCACAAGGAUAUCCUUGUUAUUGGUGUUGAAUCAGAUAUUUUAUUUCCAGUUUGGCAACAGAGAGAAAUUGCUGAUGUACUUAAACACAAUAAAAAGGGUGGUGAUAUUAGAUACUUUGAAUUAGGUACUAAUGUUAGUAAUUACGGACAUGAUACAUUCUUAUUAAGUUUGGAUCAUAUUGGACCUCCAGUGAAAGACUUUUUACAAUCAAAAUAAACUUUUUGGCGUAAACAAAGACGUUUUAUGUAUUAAUACAAAAUGC